Quercus robur (English oak) is the source of this 1157-nucleotide messenger RNA. RefSeq names its product V-type proton ATPase 16 kDa proteolipid subunit-like. The record is from RefSeq and is a predicted model, not a curated record. Gene Ontology annotation, molecular function: proton-transporting ATPase activity, rotational mechanism. Gene Ontology annotation, cellular component: proton-transporting V-type ATPase, V0 domain. Lineage: Eukaryota; Viridiplantae; Streptophyta; Magnoliopsida; Fagales; Fagaceae. Gene Ontology annotation, biological process: proton transmembrane transport. The coding region runs from base 155 to 658 and encodes 167 amino acids. The transcript is spliced from 3 exons.
ACCCAAUUCUAGUUCGACAACCAAAAACAAGAACAAAACAAAACACACCAUUUCCCAAACUCUCUCUCUUUCUAAAAGCGAACAAUUUCCGAUCAAUUUCCCAAACUUUCCCAAAUCAAAAACAAAUCCUAGAAUUCAGAAAAAAAAAAAAAAAAUGUCUUCUUCUUCAGUAUUCAGCGGCGAUGAAACCGCUCCGUUCUUCGGCUUCCUCGGAGCUGCGGCUGCCCUAGUUUUCUCAUGUAUGGGAGCUGCUUAUGGGACAGCUAAGAGUGGAGUUGGGGUGGCAUCGAUGGGUGUGAUGCGACCAGAACUGGUCAUGAAAUCGAUCGUGCCGGUUGUUAUGGCUGGAGUCUUAGGUAUUUACGGUUUGAUCAUUGCGGUUAUUAUUAGUACCGGGAUUAACCCUAAAGCCAAAUCGUAUUACCUUUUUGACGGUUAUGCCCAUCUCUCCUCGGGUCUAUCUUGUGGUCUCGCUGGCCUCUCCGCUGGUAUGGCUAUCGGUAUCGUUGGCGAUGCCGGUGUUAGAGCUAAUGCUCAACAGCCAAAGCUUUUUGUCGGAAUGAUUCUUAUUCUCAUCUUUGCUGAGGCCUUGGCCUUGUAUGGUCUCAUUGUUGGUAUCAUCCUUUCUUCUCGAGCUGGCCAAUCCAGAGCAGAUUAGAGAAAGGUUUUCUGCAAGCUGCUGAUGUUGGUGUUGUAGGUGUUGCUCAAGAUUUGUGAUGCAUACUAAGUGGGCAAUCUUGUGUCGAGUUAUUCAUUCUGUAUGUGGUCUUUCCAUUACAUUUUAUAGAGGUUCUCUGCUAAUUUGGAGGUGAGUUUCAAAAUAAAGCUUGCUGGGCCGUUGCUUUACCUGUUGCUGUAUUGUAGAUGUUAGCUUAAACUAGUCUAGAAACUGUCUUUGAGGCAGAUCCCUGUCAAACAUUCACUUUACAUUUCUGAUCGUCAUUAUUGUACUUAAAGUUGUGUUUCUAGACUUUCUGUAUGUCUGUGUGUGUGUACUUGAAGAAAUGUUUCUAGUAUGGUCUAUUCUUUAACUCUGUGAGAGAGAGAUUAAGAUUCCUGUACUGUAGCCAUUUGUUGCUUGUUGGGGUGUACUUGAUGGAGCCUGAAUUCUAGCUUUGGACUGGUAACAAAAAAUAUGAGAGUAUAUGUUGUGUCUC